This is a messenger RNA of Owenia fusiformis, 4732 nucleotides long. NCBI's taxonomy places the organism in Eukaryota, Metazoa, Annelida, Polychaeta, Sabellida, Oweniidae. The record is from the annotation of a GenBank genome assembly.
CAGGAAGUGAACAUUUCCAAAAGAUGCAUUUAUUUUCUUGUGUAUUUUUACAAAUAUGGUGUAAAAUCAUAAACAAUUGUUUUGACCAAGAUUUAAACUAGUAAGGUUUGACAAGGAGCUAUGUAUAGAAUUAAAAUAUGGAUAUUCCUGUCCCAGUGUGCGGUGUUUAUAGCUUUGUGUUCUCAACUUGUAAAUUCCACUCCAAAGGCUCACAAUCCACUCACUGUUCAAGAGCCAUUGGUGUUUGUAUCGACUCUUGAUGGCUCAUUCCAUGCUGUUAGCAAGAAAACUGGACGAAGUCUCUGGUCUUUGAAGGAAGAACCAGUAUUGAAGGUCCCGACAGAUAUGACACAAGGGCCUGUGUUCUUACCAGAUCCCAAAGAUGGUAGUCUGUACACUUUUGGUGAGAAAAAUGAGGGACUUAAAAAACUUCCCUUCACCAUCCCUGAACUGGUUUCUGCCUCACCCUGUAAAAGCAAUGAUGGCAUCCUAUAUACAGGUUUCAAGAAGGAUGUGUGGUAUGCAAUAGACCCCAUCACAGGUGCUAAGCUACAAACUCUCACCAUGGAUGGGCCACAGAAGGUUUGUCCUUCUGCAGCUGAUAACACAAUCUUCAUAGGCAGAACAGAGUUCACUAUCACGAUGUUUGACAGCAAAACCAGGGAGAAGAGAUGGAAUGCUACAUUCAUGGACUACUCUGCACAUCUUAACACUGAUAUCACAGAAUAUGAAUUCCGUCAUUUUACCUCAAGCUCCAAUGGAAUAGUCAUCACACUUGACAUGCACAGUGGUGACAUCAUGUGGAAUAGGGAUUAUGGGUCGCCUAUAGUUGCCAUGUACAACCUUGAUCCAGAAGGAUUACGACGUGUUCCAUUCACAAGUAUAGGAUACGAAACCUUGGAGCAUUUAACAGGUCAACUAGCUUCUGCUGCCUGGAAGACACGUUUUCUGGAACAUUCCGGAAAAGAACAAACAUUUCAUCCUACAUUAUAUGUGGGUGAAUACAAAAAUGGCAUUUAUGCCAUACCAUCUUGGGUAGAUGAAGGGACAGUCACUAUAGCCCCUAAAAAUAAAGGACCCCUUCUACUAGAGGGUCCUAAAAACCCUGCAGAACAACCAAAGGCCCCUCCACAGAAGCAUAACACACACAAAGAUAGUAUAACAGCCCACACCGUCAGACGGGGAGGUGGUGUAUUAAUGAUAGGUUAUCAUGAAGUUCCAGAUUUGAGCCAGUCAACAAUAAAGCAGCAACUUCCAGAUAAAUCAGAGAAAAUUAUUCUCCCAAAGCCAAAGGCUCCUGAGAAAGACCCUGCCCACAAUGUAUCGACAAAAUCGAGUCCUGAGACACCACGUCAGGACUAUAUAAAUAGUGACGUCAAAUUUGUGACAAUUGUGGUACUCGCAUUGUCAACUAUCAUAGCUGUCAUAUAUUUCAUUCCAAGGAAAACGGAGGAGUCAAUCAAGAUCAUGCUACAGAAGCAGAUAGAGGAACAGCAGAAGAUACAAGAGGAUGCUAUUAAAAUGAAGCAGGAACAGAUAUCUCAGCAGACCCCACUACCUGGACGCAACCCCACACCAGCUGUUCUCAAUGAAGAUCUUGCCAAGGGAUAUGUUCAAGUUGGAAAAAUCAUGUUUAAUCCCAAAGAUAUCCUUGGCCAUGGUUGUGAGGGCACAUUUGUUUAUAGGGGAAGAUUUGACAACAGAGAUGUUGCGGUGAAGAGAUUGUUACCAGAAUGUUUCAGUUUUGCCGAUCGCGAAGUAGAGCUUUUGAGAGAGUCGGACCAACACCCGAAUGUCAUACGAUACUUUUGUAUGGAGGCUGACUCUCAGUUCCGAUACAUUGCACUAGAAUUGUGCAUAGCCAGCGUACAGGACUAUGUGGAGAAUAGAAGUUUUGACAGACGUGGUUUGGACCCUGUUACUAUACUACAACAGGCUAUGAGUGGCUUAGCUCACUUACACUCUUUAAACAUAGUUCAUAGAGACAUAAAACCACACAAUGUGUUGAUAUCUAAGCCAGAUAAUAGAGGCAACAUCAGGGCCAUGAUCUCAGAUUUUGGUUUAUGUAAAAAGCUAGCUGCGGGGAGGAUGUCGUUCUCUCGGAGAUCUGGAGCUGCUGGAACUGAGGGUUGGAUUGCCCCAGAAAUGUUAGAUGGCAAUAAAAGCACAACCUGCUCAGUCGACAUAUUCUCGGCAGGAUGUGUGUUUUAUUACGUCCUGUCACGCGGGAAACAUCCAUUUGGCGAUUCUCUUCAUAGACAGGCAAACAUUUUAGAGCCUGGGGGACGUUACAAUCUCGACAAGAUAGCUGCAGAUGAACAUACAUUAAGUCGUGAUCUGAUAGAGAGCAUGAUAAAACAUGAUGCAGAGUCAAGACCAUCUGCAGAAACUGUGCUCAGGCAUCCUUUCUUCUGGAAUAGAGAGAGGCAGCUCAUGUUCUUUCAAGAUGUCAGUGAUAGGAUAGAGAAGGAGUCUGCAGACAAUGGCAUUAUAGUUGUACUGGAAAAUGGUGGCUUAAACAUUGAUCUGGCUGUGGUUAAAGGAGAUUGGAGAGAGCAUAUAUCACAAGAGUUACAAACAGAUUUAAGAAAAUUCCGAACUUACAAAGGGAGCUCAGUUCGUGAUCUCUUACGUGCCAUGAGAAAUAAGAAACAUCACUAUAGAGAACUUCCCCGUGAAGUCCAGCAAUCAUUGGGUACAAUUCCCGAACAAUUUGUGCAGUACUUUACAUCGCGUUUUCCCCUCCUACUCCUCCAUGUGUAUCUCGUGAUGAGAUGCUGCAAGUUUGAGAGGCAAUUCCAACAAUAUUAUGAACUCACUAACCAAAAACAUUCCUACCAUAGUUGAAUCCAUUGUAGAUUGAUUGAAUCAUUUAUGAUUGAUUGAAUCAUUAUGGGUGAUUGAAAAAUCAUAUAUGGUUAAUUAGUGCAAUAAUGCACAAGCGCACAUUAUGCUCCUGUGUAUAAAUUAAUGAAAAUACAUUAAUAUAAGAAUUAGAUGUAGUCGGGAAUUUGGUCAAAAUAUUAAAGAGUUAAAAUGAUUUGGCAUGCUUCCCAUUAUUGUUGAACCUCAAGGAUAUUUAUACGUAACUGAUGUAACACUAAUUUGUCAGAAACACAUAGAUAUUUAAAUUCUGUUGAUUUGACAUCUUGUUUUUAUUGCGCUGUACAUGUAUUUACAAAAGUUGAAUUCUGUACCCCCUAUUUCACAAAAUUGUUUUUACAAUAAAGUCACAUAGUUCAUAGUUUGAAUCAAUAUGUAAAGUUUCAUGCAGAGAAAUAUGAAAAUAUUUCAUUUUAAAAAGAUUGUAUAGUUUUUGUAUUGUAUAGUGAUAAUUUUUAUGCUACCUUGUGCUUUUGAAUAGGAUAUUAAGAUUCCAUGCAGAACUUGUAUUUCAUCUAACAAAUAAGUAAAUAAAUGAUGACGAUAUAGAUUUGAUCGAUUGAGUUGGUUUGAUUUCUGCAAUAAUGUGAAAAAAAGACAGUAUUGUUCAAUUCAGAAAAUUUCAUCGCAGAAAAUCAUCAACCAUCACUUCAGUUUUAAGAAGUCAAUUAUUGGGUUGAUAAACAGUUCUCAUGGGGAUUAUAUAUUUUGUGAAGAAAAUAGGGUGGAUUAGGGUUGAUAGUUGAUACCAUGACAAAUUCUCAUCUCUAUGCACUUUUAGUUCUAGAAAUAAUGAUUUACUGGAUAUUUGAUCUUCAAUUGUUAGAAAACUUUGAAUUUCUUUGAGAUUCAGGUAUUCCUUAUUCUGAAUUUUUUUUUUAAAUUGAGCCCUGAGAAAGUUAGACCUUAUUUCGGAGCACUUAUAUUUUGUAAUUAAUAAAAGCGUGCAUUUGUGUGCUUUUUGACACAUUAAUUUUUAAUAAUAUUAGGUCAGAUGUAAAAGUGUUUCAAAAGGAAAUUUCAUUGAAUAUUUAAUUACUCUCCAACCUAAUCCAUAUUUUACAUGAAUUCAAUCCAAACCCACUCGAUUCAACCCAUUUUAUAUUACUUGCCAUAAAAUGAGACGCUCAAAUUCACAAAAAAAUAUUUUUGGGGUGCAGAAAAUUUUUUCUAAGUAUAAACAAGUCUAUAUAAUUGUACAUAUUAUUUGAGUAAUGUCAAAGGGAGGUUUUUUGUUUUACUGUACUGGCUUAAAAGGAUAAAAUAAGAGAUUUGUAAAUAAUGUUUAAAACCUAUUUAUUUCAUGAUUUUAGUUCAAGUAGUACAUGUUGUAAUGUUUUAUCAUUCAAGAAAUCCAUUUCUGUACUUUUUGCAGUUAUAUGUAAAUGAUUUUUGAGUGCCAUAAUAGGCAUGUAGUCUGUUCAUUGUAGUUACAAUAACAAUGCAUGUAUAUGGUGUUACAAAGAUCAGGCUUUCACUUUAUUUUUCAUAUGCAUGUCCUCCAUAAAGGCCAAUAAAGCUUCUUUUCUACUGGUAUUUCAUCAAUAAGUGGUGAUAUUUAUCUAUUUUUGUGACUGGCAUUUAAGCAUAUAGAGUUUGUAUCUGUGUCAAUGCCUGUAACAAUCGUUACACCUUAGUAACCAUUUGCAUUAACUUCAGAAUUAAAUGAGGUGUGAUCUUGAAGGUUCUCUAAUAUUUUUUUGAAUUUUGUAUUCAAUAUAUUCAGAUGAGACUUUCAAAGAAUAUGCAAUGUAAGGCCAGCAAAAUUAUUUAGAAAUGGCUGCCAUAGUAACCAAACAUUCAGGGACCCAUGGUAACUACAAAACUUACAUGAAUAACCUCCUUUAAC